This is a messenger RNA of Engraulis encrasicolus (European anchovy), 1434 nucleotides long. RefSeq names its product gastrula zinc finger protein XlCGF17.1-like. Bases 140 to 1108 code for a protein of 322 amino acids. Gene Ontology annotation, molecular function: RNA polymerase II cis-regulatory region sequence-specific DNA binding; DNA-binding transcription repressor activity, RNA polymerase II-specific. Gene Ontology annotation, cellular component: nucleoplasm. Gene Ontology annotation, biological process: regulation of transcription by RNA polymerase II. Lineage: Eukaryota; Metazoa; Chordata; Actinopteri; Clupeiformes; Engraulidae. The transcript has 2 exons. The record is from RefSeq and is a predicted model, not a curated record.
UUACACCAACUUCUCUGGCGCUACUAUCAAGCACAUCUCGCCAGACUGGAGUGUAACGGCAAAGUUCCAAGUCCCUGACAACAUCAGCCAAUCAAUAUUUCCGGCGACGUAUGUCAAAGGAAGACAGUAGGCUAUUAACAUGGGUGAUUCUAAACAGUCUCACACACCAGCCACAAUAAAGGCAGAGUUUCAGGAAAUCCUUGUAUCCCCAGCAACAGGCCAGGGUAUCACAGAGCUGAAGAUAAAGACAGAACUGGUCAAAAGUGAAAAGGAAGAAGGUUGGCUUACGCAGCACUCUGCAUCUUCAGUGAAGAUGGAGGACAAAUCCACAUCCUCGGUAAAGAUUGAGGACAAAUUGAUAAACGUCAAGUGUGAGGCUUUGAAAAAUGAGUCGGACAGCUUUAAGAGUUACCAGUCUCCUACUGUGACUGCCAUGAAUCAGUUUGUUCAGACAAACAGUCAUGGCGUGAAACCAAAUGUGGGUCACAUCAAAGAGGAUUCUGAUCAGGAUCCCAGCCUAGAUGAAGAAUGUAUGGUCUUUGCGCAAGAACCGUCAUCCAGAACAGGGGGUAAAUCAAAGGCACAGAAAGCAUUUGAAUGUGAAUAUUGUGGACUCCUCUUUAGCCGAAAAGAUAACUUCACUGUUCACAUGUACAUCCACACGGGUAAGAACCCAUACAUUUGCUCGGUGUGUCAGAAGACCUUCUCACGGGCUGAUGGUCUAGCUGUGCACAUGCGCUUUCACACAGGAGAGAGGCCAUUCAAAUGUGAUGAAUGUGGCAAAGGCUUUGCCACUGCAGGACACCGCCGAGAGCAUCAGUUCAUUCAUGCAGGGACCAAACCUUAUGCUUGUGAACACUGUGAUAAGAGCUUUGGACAUGGCAAUGAUCUUGUCAGACACAUGAGGAACCACACAGGGGAGAGGCCACAUCCCUGUCCAAAAUGUGACAUGACCUUCCUGCGUCGUGAGACUCUACAGAAGCAUAUUUCACGAAAACAUGAACGGAAAACUCUGCCCCCUUGUCCUGGCUGCGGAAAGGUCUUCAAAUCUGAAAGACCUUUAGUAAAGCAUGUCACUACCUGUAAUAAGAAACGUGCAAGACCAUAGGCAGGUAGGUAGCCUAUAUUGGAGGAAGUUAUGGCUUGGUGAUUAGGUUGAUUUUAUACGAUGUGUAGUGAUGUCCUUUUUUUAAUUUUGUGACCCUCCAUGUCACUAUUGUAAAUGAUCAUUACUGCCUAACAUAAUACAGCUGUGAGUUUUCUACAUUUAAUUUGAUGUUCAUACAGUAGGUCAACACUUUCAAGAAAGUAAAUGCUUAUAUGGGACUGAUGAUUCCAUAUGUAGGCCUAUUAUUAGAUGUAGGCCUACAUGACCUAUGGCCUACCAAUUACCUAAUUUAAACAUCAUUGCUAGUUUCAUGUAACGGAAUUACG